Molecule: messenger RNA, 2947 nt
Organism: Daldinia caldariorum
Lineage: Eukaryota; Fungi; Ascomycota; Sordariomycetes; Xylariales; Hypoxylaceae
Exons: 4
Coding region: 376-2541 (721 amino acids)
Biological process (GO): DNA-templated transcription
Molecular function (GO): DNA binding; zinc ion binding
Source: RefSeq, a predicted model, not a curated record
UCUCAGUAUAAAGAAUACAGACAAGAAAAAUCCAAAAAAAAAAAGAAAAAAGAGCCAAAACGCAAUCCAGAUAUAUAUACUAUUUAUCCCUAACAUGUCUAAUUUUCUCCUUAUAUCCCCCUUAAACUAAUACCAAGCGCGGAUGCUAACCCACAUACACGGAGUAUCCUAGAAACAAACUUGGUUUUCGGGCAAAUUUUUCAAUAAUAUAGCCUGGGAAUCAACGUUUGUUUCUCGCGCUCCGUCAAUAAAAGUUGUCUAGAAUGUCGAAGAAGAAAGUUAAAAUGUUCCAAAACGAGCCCAUCCUGCACAAACUGCAGUAAGGCUGCUCGAGAAUGUCUAUAUAUAGGCCCACGACUAGACGAAGCUAGCCAAAUGCGCUUAGCUGAAAUCAAGGAGAAGCAGGGAACUCUCGAGCGAGAACUCGAGCGCGAUGUCGCAAAGUUUACUACGUCGAAGAGCAUGCUACAGCAGCGAAGUAUUGCCGACGAUGUUGCAGGUGAGGACGGCGAAGAGGGCGAUCUAGAAGCUACGCCUCUUGCAGCUCUAGAUGUUACGUAUGAAGAUGAUGCCGAUGGGGCGGGUGAUAUGAUAGACCUGGGGAUCCAGAUCGGAAAGAUGCGCAUCACCGAAAGGAUAGGCGGUCUCUCGCGACCUAGAAUAUCUGAAGAAAUCUCGGCGGGCAUCUCGGGCUCGCAACUUUCGGGCCCGCAACAUCUGCAGCAUGGAGGGCAGACGUCUGGGACCGAAGACCUACCCGCAUUCCUAAAGCCAGGAGAUCAAUAUAUAGUACCUACUUCUGGCUUCUUUUUCGGUCAGUUGGGAGAGCCGCCGUCUAUUCUCCAAUUUUUACCGUACAGGGCCGCUGCAGAUCAGUUAAUGAAGCAGUAUUUUACUUGCGUUCAUCCCAUAGCUCCUUGCGCUCACAGGCCGACGUUAGAGGCUACCUAUUCAACAUUCUGGGAGGAAAUUAAUGCAGGAUAUGAACCCCGACCUUCGAUGCAAGCUGUAAUCUUCGGGGCUAUGUUUAGCGGAGCCAUUAGCAUAGAUGAGAAUACGCCCGAGUUCGCCGGAUAUCCCAGAGCAAGCUGGGUUUCCAGCCUCAAGAUGGGCACCGAAACUGCGUUAAGUAAGGCUAACUUUUUACGGACUACCAAGGUAGAAACGAUGCAGGCGUUUAUUAUGUAUAUGAUUCCCCUUUGCAGGGGUGAAGUAUCACGGGCUCAUUCAGUACUUGUUGGUGCGGCAGUAAGGAUGGCUGAAUGCAUGGGUUUACAUCGCGACGGUGAAGCAUACGGCCUUACACCUCUUGAAACGCACGUUCGGCGUUUGAUAUGGCACCAAUUAUGCUUCCUUGAUAUACGCACUUGUGAAGCCCAAGGACCGAAGCCGGUGAUUAGGAAAGAAGACUACGAUACGAAAUUGCCUCUAAACUGCAAUGAUGAAGAGCUUACACACGCUAUACGGGCGCCAGAGCCGUCAGACACAUGGACUAACAAUACUCUGGCAUUGAUACGUUUCGAAAUUAACGAAAUAAUGCGUGUCAUAUGGCUCGAUAGGCGGAGACUCGAGACCCGCCGAACUACGUUAACAGCUGUGCUCACCAAGAUCGAAAACUUCAGACGGAGGAUGUCAGAGAAAUAUGAUCGUCUUCUAGAUGUUACACAGCCGAUUCAAAGGUAUGCGAAGUGCGUCAUGUAUCUGUUGACAUACCGCCUUCACGUCAUGAUCUUGCACCCAUAUCACUCAAAUGCUGCCAACCCAAUGCCGCCGCGACUGAACCAACUUCUUAUUACCUCUGGCAUCAUGAUCGUCGAGCUCGCAAUCCAGCUCGAGACAAACUCUAAUUUUAAAGAUUGGGCGUGGUAUCUUGGUGCUUAUUUUCAAUAUCAAAUCGCGCUGUUAUUAGCGACCGAAGUUUAUUUCAGGCCGCAGUCUCGCGAUGCCGACCGGAUAUGGUCGUGCUUAGACUACGUUUUUGGCAUGGACCGCAGGCUUCCACCCGAAGCUAAGGCUGUUCAGCUCCUUUCCGAGAUACAAAACAAGACAGCAGUAUACAUGCGCAUGCGAAAGAUGCGUGGGCCCACGAGCCUCUCGCAGGCUAUCCCUGGACAAAAUGUCGUCGCGGGUACCUCAAGGCCGUCGCCGCCUCUGCAAAAUCACCCACACAUGUCGGCGGUGGGAAUGGCUCCGGACAUACCGAAGGUUGAGCCGGGAUAUACCCCACCGAUGCCGGCUGGGCCUUCGGGGCCACAAUCACAGAUGGUGUUUGCUGGCGUAUCGGAUGGGCAGGCAUUGUGGAGCUUACCACCAAAUCACGCAAGUCCCGGGAGCGAUAGCUCGAGCAUAGAGCACGGGGGCCAGCGGAUCGCCACACCAGGGACGAGAAGUGGGGCGGGGAUAGGUCAAAGUGGUAAUAUCAUGGAUAAUAUUGAUUGGGAUACGAUCAACUCACUAUUUCCUAAUGAUCCGCAAACGGGCGGGCUAAGCAUACACGGAUUCAACGACCCGAAUUUUGGUGUUGCAGGUUGGAGUACUUGAUAGGAAUAGGACAACAACUUGGGUUUCUCUAUUCUUCUUUUUUCUCCCCUCUUCAUCUUCGAACUAGACGAUGAUAUGAAGCAAUUCGUAGUAGUAGUAGUAGUAGCAGGAGCAAAGCGGUCACUUGUAUUUUUUGCUUCUUUUUUUGUAUAUCGGUUCGGGAGCUGGAGGGCAACAAACAAAUACCUAACGAGACACGGGGGACUGGAGAUAUAUCAUUGUGUUAGAAACUUUGCACUCGCUUCAGAGGGAAACUCUUUAUUAGAAAAAGAAAAAGAAAAAGAAAAGAAAGAAGAGAAAAGAAAAAUGUAUCCUCAACUUGUGAGAAGUAUAGUUGUCUAUGCUUGUUUAAUUCUAAAUAUGUGAUAAAGGAGCAGCUAUAUAUUAUACUCCAAUUAAAUCUCCC